UGUCAAAGCUACAUUCUCCAACUGCUGCACAGAGGCCACACAACUUGUUUUGUAGUUAGCAGGAGUUUGUUUUUCUGGAGAGCCUCUUUGGGCACGUAGCUGAAAGAAUCCUGAGUACAACUGCCAUCUUCUAGCUAUUCAUUUUGUUGCACUAGAAAUCACCUUAGACGUAUACUUAAACGCUUAGACCAUGACCAGCUUCAGCAACGAGGAGUCUGAUGUCCUCUUGCUUGAUGAAGGCUUUACUGCCAAGGAUAUUCUAGACCAAAAAAUAAAUGAAGUGUCUUCCUCUGAUGAUAAAGAUGCCUACUAUGUUGCUGACCUUGGAGAUAUUGUAAAGAAGCACAUCCGGUGGCAUAAAGCCCUCCCUAGAGUAAAGCCGUUUUAUGCUGUCAAAUGUAAUGACAGCAGAACUGUAGUGGAGACGCUUGCUUCUCUUGGUGCAGGAUUCGACUGUGCCAGUAAGACUGAAAUGCAGCUGGUGCAGAGCAUGGGUGUAUCUCCUGAGAGAAUAAUAUAUGCAAAUCCUUGCAAACAAGUCUCUCAGAUCAAGCAUGCUGCAAAUAAUGGUGUACAGAUGAUGACUUUUGAUAGUGAAGUAGAGCUGAUGAAAAUUGCAAGGGCACAUCCAAAGGCAAAGUUGGUCUUGCGCAUUGCAACUGAUGACUCGAAAGCAGUUUGUCGCCUGAGUGUUAAAUUUGGAGCUACUCUUAAAAUGAGCAGAGUUCUUUUGGAGCGGGCAAAAGAACUGAACCUUAACAUUAUUGGAGUCAGCUUCCAUGUGGGAAGUGGCUGUACAGACCCAGAAACCUUUGUUCAAGCUAUUUCUGAUGCCCGUUGUGUCUUUGAUAUGGGAGCUGAGCUUGGUUUCAGUAUGUACCUGCUUGAUAUUGGCGGUGGCUUUCCUGGUUCUGAAGAUGUCAAGCUUAAAUAUGAAGAGAUCACAAAUGUAAUCAAUCCAGCGCUGGACAAAUACUUUCCUUCUGAUUCUGGAGUAAAAAUUAUUGCAGAACCUGGAAGAUACUAUGUUGCAUCAGCUUUCACAUUGGCAGUUAACAUAAUUGCAAAAAAAGUUGUAUUAAAGGAGCAGGCAGGUUCUGAUGAUGAAGAUGAUACUAAUGACAAAACUCUCAUGUACUAUGUGAACGAUGGAGUGUAUGGAUCAUUUAACUGCAUAUUAUAUGAUCAUGCUCAUGUUAAGCCCAUUUUGCAAAAGAGACCCAAGCCAGAUGAGGGCUAUUAUUCCUGCAGCAUAUGGGGGCCAACAUGUGAUGGUCUGGAUCGUAUUGUUGAGCGCUUUGAUAUGCCAGAGUUGCAAGUUGGUGAUUGGAUCCUGUUUGAAAAUAUGGGUGCCUAUACUGUUGCAGCUGCUUCUACGUUUAAUGGAUUUCAGAGACCAGCAAUAUAUUAUGUGAUGUCGAGGCCUGCAUGGCAACUAAUGCAACAGAUCAAGGAGGAAGGUUUUCCAGCUGAGGUGGAGGAGCAGGAUGUCACUACUCUGCCACUGUCUUGCGCCUGGGAAAGUGGAAUUGAAUAUUCAGCAACUUGUGCUUCAGCUACUAUUAACGUUAUAGACCCAUUUUAGUUAGUAUUUGCAAGUUUUUAGUAUUUGAAAUUAGGGCAUUUUGGGGACCAUUAACUUAAAUCUUGCUAGAAUUUUUAAAUUUUUUUUUCAAGUCUAGGUUUAGUAUAAAUGCAACAAAAUGGAUAACUAGGAGAUGGGGGUCACAUUUAUCUGUGUUCCUAUGGAAACUAUUUGAAUAUUGUUUUUAUAUGGAUUUUUAUUCACUUUUCAAGUAUGCUACUAAAGAUUGAUCCUUAGCUGUCAAACAAGCAUUUGUAGCUUGUGUAUGUCAGAUGGGAUCAGCUUAGUGUUGUGACCUAACUGCUUUAAAAUAAAGUCUAUUGAAAUAA
Messenger RNA from Alligator sinensis (Chinese alligator), 1914 nucleotides. It is a transcript of the gene ODC1, whose product is annotated as ornithine decarboxylase 1. The record is from RefSeq and is a predicted model, not a curated record. The transcript is spliced from 11 exons. Gene Ontology annotation, molecular function: ornithine decarboxylase activity. Bases 191 to 1585 code for a protein of 464 amino acids. NCBI's taxonomy places the organism in Eukaryota, Metazoa, Chordata, Crocodylia, Alligatoridae. Gene Ontology annotation, cellular component: cytoplasm.